Canis lupus familiaris (dog) is the source of this 1859-nucleotide messenger RNA. RefSeq lists its product as uncharacterized. The transcript is spliced from 3 exons. Bases 615 to 1154 code for a protein of 179 amino acids. Lineage: Eukaryota; Metazoa; Chordata; Mammalia; Carnivora; Canidae. The record is from RefSeq and is a predicted model, not a curated record.
CAGCAAUACUCUUAUUGUUCUUUAGGAGCUAUAUAAGUGAGAAAUUCUGAAUUUCUCCAGAGGAAAGAAGAGAAUACCUGUAAUUUAAAAGAGUGUGUCUGAGUUUCCUGCAGCAUCAGAAGAGGGAGAGACAGACACCAUGAUUCCUACCAAGAUGCUACUGCUCUUGCUGUCAAUGGCUUUGCUGGCCUUGGGCUCUGCUCAGGGCAUCGAUGAUGAUAAUGAAUUGUUGAAAGAAAACCCCGGGGAAUCACAAGUCACAUCUCAAGAAGAAAAUGGAGAUCAGAACGGCAAACUGGGCAAAGAUGAAAACAAAGGCAAUGGACAACAGAAGAAGCCUCAUGACCAUGGUGUUCAGGGAGGCCAGGGCGGCCCAUUUAACAUAAGUGGCCCACAUCCCCCACAACGCCCACAUGGCAGCCCAGUUAAUAUAAGUGGCCCACAUCGCCCACAUCGUCCUGGUGGCCAACAAGGCCCUCAGAGACCAGAUGGCCAAGGUGGUCCAGGUGGUCCUCAUGGUCCAGCAGGCCAACAAGACCCAGAUGGUCCACAGGGUCCAGGAGCCCAGGGUGGUCCAGGUGGCCCACAGGGUCCAGUAGGUCAACAAGGCCCAAAUGGCCAACAGCGUCCAGGGUCCCAAGGUGGUCCAGGUGGGCCACAGGGUCCAGCAGGCCAGCAAGUUCCAGGUGGCCAACAGCGUCCAGGAGCCCAAGGUAGUCCAAGUGGCCCACAAGGUCCAGCAGGCCAGCAAGGUCCACUUGGCCAACAGCGUCCAGGAGCCCAAGGUGGUCCAGGUGGCCCACAAGGUCCAGCAGGCCAACAAGGCCCAGGUGGCGAACAGCAUCCAGGAGCCCAAGGUGGUCCUAGUGGCCCACAGGGUCCGGCAGGCCAACAAGGUCCAGGUGGCCAACAGCGUCCAGGAGCCCAAGGUGGUCCAGGUGGCCCACAGGGUCCUACAGGCCAACAAGGUCCAGGUGGCCAACAGCAUCCAGGAGCCCAAGGUGGUCCAGGUGGCCCACAGGGUCCAGCAGGCCAACAAGGCCCAGGUGGCCAACAGCGUCCAGGAGCCCAAGGUGGUCCUAGUGGCCCACAUGGUCCGGCAGACCAACUGGGUCCAGGUGGCCAACAGCGUCCAGGAGCCCAAGGUGGUCUAGGUGGCCCACAGGGCCUAGGUGGCCAGAGUGGUGGACAGUGACAAGGAAAACCAAGUAAAGAGGACCUCCUGUGAUUUUCUAGGUAUUAAUUCUAUUCUUAUCAAUAAUCUUCUGAAUUUCUUUUGACGUUUUCUAAUUCUCUUUUCUUGUUUCUCUUUUGUCUUUGUUAAAUUUUGACGUCAAUCUCACUUAAAAUUGUUGUUUAUGCUAUGACUCUCCUAGCCUUAAGCUAACCCUUAAAAUCUCUCCUCCAUUUACAAUCAAGUGUUCUUUCCUCCAGACAAUUUGUUUUAUUUUCACGCUCAUUCUUAUAUUCACCUUUAACCUUCCCGUUUCUACCUUCCCCCACCCCCGUCCUCUUCUUCUCUCCUCUCUUCCUUUUACUCUCUUUUGGCCUGACCUCUGACAUCCUACUUCUCUCCCUUAACAUGAUGCUUGUAAUGUCCUCUAGCAUCCACUAGGAAAACACUGACAUAGAUCAAUUUCAGGCCUAACGAAUAUUUCUGUCUAAAAUUCUUCUCUUUGUAGGACAAACAUUAUAUGUUCUCAUUCAUUUGGGGAAUAUAAAUAAUAGUGAAAGGGAAUAUAAGGGAAGGGAGAGGAAAUGUGUGGGAAAUAUCAGAAAGGAAGACAGAACAUAAAGACUCCUAACUCUGGGAAACGAACUAGGGGUUGUGGAAGUGGAGGAGGGCGGGUGGUGGGGGU